Paramuricea clavata is the source of this 9712-nucleotide messenger RNA. The record is from the annotation of a GenBank genome assembly. NCBI's taxonomy places the organism in Eukaryota, Metazoa, Cnidaria, Anthozoa, Malacalcyonacea, Plexauridae.
AUGUGGAUCCUGUCCCGCUGUUUGCGUGGCAUUGCUGUUUAUACGGCGUUAAAACAAGGUAUGUAACAAUAUAUUUUGUUACUUUUAGUACAGAAACUGUAUCAUAUCAAGUAAUCGAACUCUUGCCCUAAUUAAUUCGGACCGGGACAUUUGUUCGGACAAAUCCAACCGUUCAUAAAUAAUAGUGUUUAGUACUUGCUUAUGUCGCGACUAUUUUGCGAAGGAAUAACCUUCCAAAAGACGUGUUUGUUCGCACAGUUACUGAGUGAAUUGAAGAGGUACAAACAAUGCCAAAAUAGAGUGAAAAUAGACUUACCAGUUUAAUUGCGAGUUAUAUGUAUGAUUAGUGAAUUUGGUAUCACAUGUCAUUUACGCAUAAUAUUCCAUAGGCAUAGUAAUUUAUAAUUGUGAUGAAUCUCGAUCAAAAAUUGCAUGUUGCUUCAAAGAUCUAAUUUCACAUUUCGAAGGAAUCUAAACCAUAUUUUUAAUUUGCGAAGUGCGCGAACGAAAGUACGAAUGUUGAGACUUGAGCCACAUGGCUGCACAACAGGAAUAAUAUUCGUGCGUAAUACGAUAGACGUCUUGUCCACAUGCAUAUAUAGAGUAUGAAUUGAAACCAUUGAAUUGCUAAUUUGGAUGUCGAGCUAGCCGGCUGCCUGACUGUUGUGUUCAGGACGGAUGUGUAAAUAAAUAAAUAAUACAUGUCGGCGUCGUACACAUGUUCGGAUGGGAGGUGCCUUGUUUUCUGUAAAUAACAGAAAAACGUUUGGCGUUAUUUUUUAAUAGUACACACGUAUUAAAACCGUGAAACGCACAAGUUGUAACAAACUGCAGCAGACUUGUAGCAAUGCUGUUCCAACAACUUGUCAACAGGAUGUGUUCGCACUGCUUGUUCCCAGCUUGUUAACAAGUUGUCAAUGGCUUGUUGACAACUUGCUACAAAGUUGUUGAGCUCAACAGUCUUGUUACAAGUUGUUCCAACAACUUGUUAUCAUCCUGCAAUUCAACAAUUUGUCAACAAGUUGUGUAGCGACUUGAUAAAAUAACAGCAUUGUUACAACUUGUUGACAAGCUUGCUACAAGGUUGUUGCGAACACAUCUUGUUGACAAGUUGUGAGAUUUUUACGUGUGUAAUGUUAUACCACACUUAGAUUUAAUUGAAACUACAGCAAUUUUCCUUUUCCUGCAAUGUCUUCAUUUUUCCCCUGUGAAAACGUCGAAAACUAGUUGCACAGUACUACAGUAUAGAAAUGAAAAGUGAAACAACAUUUAUUGCAAAUACAUGCAUGAUUUCAUCAGUUUAGCUCUUUGGUUGUAAAGAUUCUUAGCGUAAUUCAACAUUGAGAUUGAGUGCGCUGGAAGAACAACAGCAUGAACAGGUUUAUAAUUUUUUUUUUAUUAUACUUUUAGUAUAACAGUAUUCAGUAUCCAUAGAAAUUCAGUAUCCUAAUUCUGUUUUGCAUAUUAGAUGCCAAGUUGUCUAUGCGCGCAGGCUAAUUUUAGAGUUUGUAAAUAAACACAAGCGCGCAAUAUAUCACGGUUGAUGCUCAUUUUAUAUUUACAGUAUUUUUUAUUAUUAGCUCUUUAAACCAUAUUUUUAUUGUAAACAUGAAAUUUAUUUUAUUCUAGUUGUAACUGACUGUAAUGCAUAUAUCGAAUUUUAAUUUGCACACGAUAAAUAAUAAUUAUUACUUGUUGCCUUUUUAAUUUUUCAUUUCUUAGCAUUGGUAUACAUCACAUCAGGGCGCUAACAAAUUUGAGGGGCAGCCCACUGAUCUCUAUUCCCAACUGCAGAAGGAACGAGGCAGGGGCAGCCCCUUGGGGCAGCCCCUUGGGGCAGCCCAGGAAGUUAUCAAAUGCGAACAUCAAAAAGUCGGUCCUGGAACACCCCCCCCCAAUGAUUUUGUUUGGAAUGUGCGCCCCUGCUAGCAUUCUAGGUAUAAACAACUUAAAACAACGGAAACUUGAAACAAAGACUUGUGCUGUUGCCGUGUCAACGCCUUUUACUUCUUCCGCUAUCAAAUUAAAACAGCCUUUAUAAAAAUUUCUUUUGCAAUCAACAAGUCCGCUACUUUUGUGUAUAGUUAUGAAAACAUAGCGACGGAAUUAACGAUCCUAAAUAUAUAUGUAAUUGCCACAGUUGCUGGGGGGUAAACACGGGAAAAGUGUGUUUGAGAGGGGCUUUUGAUAAGUCUAUUUACAUAAAUAAUAAAGUCUGUGUUUUUGAAGCAUUAUACAAACUAUUAAAAAGACGUCAUUAAACAGAAGCCUUACAGUUUAAUACGCCUUUGAUUACAGCCUUGCAUAUUAUUCCCUGGACUUAGGACUUCUUUAUGGUGAAAGAAGAAAUGCAGUAAGGUAACUGAUAUGUUUUAGUAUAUAGAAAGUUUUACUGUAGUGUUGGUUAAAAUGGUUGGCUAAAAUCUGAUUUCUGAGUUAUAUAAGCUGACGCGUGGUCUGUGUCUGAAGUACCUGCAAAGAUUAAAAUACUUCAACUAGUUUUCGCCUGCUAACUUCGAGACGAAGGACCGUAGCUCAAAUCCAUCUUUUUCGGGCAGUUUAGACAUAAACUACAACAGUUUAUUGUAGAAUACUACGCACACUGGACCACUACGUUUGAGAUACUGUUACAGAGAGCUGUUUUUUGCGUUGCGGUUGAGGCCUCGAGGCGCUUCAUUCCUGGUUUUGGAUCAGACAAAAUACAUCUUUGUGCCAAAUUUUCAAACGUGGGUCUGAGUAUAGAUGUGGUGUGGUAUUGUGAGCUUUAUAUAAAGAAGAAUAGCUGAAUAGGUUUCUUUUACUGGGCGUUACUUGAUCUCUGGAGCCGGUUGUAUAAAACUCUUAACUAUUUUUAACCACUAUUCGUAGUCAAAUAGUGGCCAACUCUAAAAUACGCGAUUUCGGUUGGUUAGCAUUCGCACUAACUGUAGUUACCUACGUCUAUCUUUUUGUGCAACAUUGCCCAGAUUGCGAGCAACUGCUAGGAAUGUUGACAUUACUUAUAGACGCGGAAACAGAUUAAGAAAGCUUUGGCAUUGAUACGGGGAUACAUGCAACUACCUGAAAACUCGAAUAAUAACACCACUAUUUCAAGCUAACCAAACAGUAUUAAGUUGAUACGAUCAAUAAUAGUCUACAAACGUUCUUUACAAUCGUUUAUUUGAAUGAUUUUAUUCUGGUCGUUGUUUUACAUCGUGAGGUCUCUGUACUGGGCACAAACCGCGUUCAAGAUUGGAAACAGUUUAAACUACAUCUUUUUAUUUGCCACCAAAUAUUAAUUUAUUUAGACUAACACAAGGAACUUUUUUUUUACUCUGGUGUUACAUGUUGACCAGCAACGAUAGAGCGUAGUGAAACUCGUCAAUAGACUCAUCUCUCGAGCAAAGCCAAAGGGCGUUCGUCAUAAGUGUAUAACACUUCUAAAGAAGAGUCUUUCCUCUCGACAAUAUCGGGUUUCGUGCGUCAUGCUCGAUGCCUUUCGCUAAGCAGUGAUUAUCGUACGUGCAGCAGAUGUUGGUCAACCUGCACUUAUCAGAGGAAGAAAAUGUUUAUCCUUUUCAUUAUGUGCAGUAUAUGGUCUUGUAUUUGGAGGCAAAUGGAUGAAAUUAAGAGCCGUAGGCGUAGUUUAAUUUCCUUGCUCCAGCCUCCUGUAAAGACCGAUUUACAUUACACAACUUUUGCCUAAAACUGUCACAUGCAACUUGCUUACAACUUGAGUUGUACUGUGUGAAUCAAACACGCAACUCACCCAUGACAACGUAAGUAAGUUGUGUGCUUGAUUUACACAGUACAACUCAAGUAGUAAGCAGGUUGCACGCGACAGUUUUAGGCAAAGUGUAAAUCGGCUGUCUCGUCCCCAGGCGCUAUAAAAAAACAUACGAGUCACUAUAUCAGAAAGGUUUACAUAAAGUAGUGCGUCAUUAUAGGCGCGCAGAGGGCGAUGGGAUAUGAGCGUUCUGCCCCUGCGCUGCUCGUCCGAAAUUGCUAGCUAGAGUUUAAUUCCUGAAGAUUGGCGUGUAUUUAGAAAUAGGCUUUAAGGGAUCCUGCUUGAGAUUGAUAGGGAUACAACUAUCUGAAAAAAUAGAGUAGGAGAACUUCGUCGUUUACGGACGAAGCGCCUUCGCUCGCAACGUCGAAGUUCUCCUUGUAUUUUUCAGGUAGUUGUAUCCCUAUCCAUCCAAAGCUUGCUUAUUAUUGCCACUACCUACUCUGACACAGACAGUUCAACAUAAUAUCUAAGGAGUCCUUUUUAUCUUAAGACUGGCACAAUACUUGAGCUCCUGUACAUGACAUGCAUCAAGGCGUUCACAUAUUUUGAUAUAAAGACUUUUGUGUUCACAUUGUGUUUGAAAGUGGUUUGUUUUGCCACAAAUGUUACUCGUGGCAUACUUUGUGAUUACAGAGACUUCGAUAAGGUGGGCGUCUUAUUGCUGGCUUGGUGCAUGAGUCUUAGCCGUCAGAGGUUCGCGAUUAAUUCUGCAAUAUUGUCUGAUUAUAAUUUCAGUCACAUGUGAGAAGAGUGCUUCCAGUUUGACUAUCAUGCCAAACAUCGCAAGCACUCUCCAGAAAUUCCGGUGUUCCUCCGGGGUUGUUUUUUUUCAUGAGUGGAAAAGAUUCUUCGGGACUUCUCGUAAACAACACUGAAACUUACCUAUGACCUCAAAAUAUAUACUGGACUAAUAUAAUUUAUAAGUCUCAGUCUCUUGCUUGCGCGGUCGUUUCAUUAUCUGUGCAGUGGCCUCAUGUGGACACAAUCUAGCCGUAGUGUACUUAUACAGUGGAUUAAUUAUAUUUUAAUCUAAGAUUAAGCUGAACGGUCAAUUGAGGUCAAAUCCUGAUUGCAGCUAAUACGCUUAAUGAAAUAAUCUAUUGCUUUAUAUAAUAGUUGACUAUUCAAUUAUGAGGCCACUUGCCAGGGCAUCAACUAUUUCGCUCACCUCAGAAUGACAUUUCGUCAAAACGUUUUUCUUCAAGAUUGGUUUAGAAACAAAUUUGGAGUAGGGUUAGGUUAGGGUUAGGAUUAGGGUUAGGAUUAGGGUUAGGUUUAUGGUUAGAGUUGGUGUUUGGAGUAGGGUUAGUGUUAGUAAAACUGCGUUGCUUUGUUACGUUUUGUCACUUUGAGGCCAGCGAAAUAAUCUCUUCCACUUGCCAGGGGCUUGCUCAAGGGAGGGGUUUGCAAAGAAAUAGUCAACUAUUAACUAAAAGGGGAGGGUUUAAGCCACAGGGGGCGUGUUGGGCUUAACUAAGUGAGAGGGGGUCCAAUGAGAAUAUUCACGAAAAAAUCGAAAUUUAAAAAUAUCAAAAUUGACAAGUAAAAUCGUCUGGCGUUAGACAGAGUGGUAUAAUGAAAUAUAUAGGGCACAUUGUGGCACAAUGUGUUAACCUUUAGCAAUAAGUUACAGAAUAUGGAAUAUACAAUCUAAUUGUGCACUCAUUUUUCGAAAUAAUAUAAAUGCUGAAAUAUAUCUGUUGAAACUGUCAGCCGGCCGAUGAUUGUGAUAAAUGAAGAUGCUUCUAUGAAGAUAAUGCAGAUGCUUCUUAGAUAGGGGGCUUUAGAUUAGCUUAUUACAUGUGAGGGUUUUAAUGGAGCAUUUAUCGUAAUAGUGCCAGCCAAUCUUUUCUAUAUUUAGUUCUAAAUCGGCUCGACUUAAGUGGCGCACACCACUGCACUUCCCUUGAGCUAAAAGAACUGUAAAUACUUUGAUAUUGAGCGAUUAGCUAAUUGUAUGCUAAUUUUUAUAAUUAUCUAGCUUUGUAUAGAGACGUGAUGACUCAUUGAAGAUUUUACUGGCAAUUUUGGGCUUUGGAAGUCAGUUUAUCUCUGAAUCAAAGUAAGUAGAAGAAUAAUUAACUUUAUGAAUUGAUAUUUUAAGAUUUAAAUAGUGUAAUUUGGGUUCAAAUCCGUCGUAUUUUUAUACAUAUUGUUGUGUGAAAGAAUUUGUGUGGGUGCCAUAUGUUGGUCGCUAGAGAACAAUUAAUACCAAAAUAUAAAACUUUAUAAAUUUCGUUUUUUCUCAGCAAAAUUCUGUAUAAGAUAAGCUGGAAUAUGUUUGGAAGGGUAUAGUGAAGGUUUCUUCAGCAAUAUCGGGUGUUACUUCAAGCCACUUUUGUGUUUUAAAUAUUGUUUUUGGUUUGAAGUUCAUCGCGUGAUCGUUAACGGAAAUGUUGACUCUUCUGACUCUUCUAUCUUUUCGUGUCCUCCGCAGCGUAUGGCGAUAUUUUUAUCGCUUUUCUUUAUCAUUUUCUUAACAUACAAAGACAGGCUGGACCAUCUAUAUUGCAGCUAGUUGGUAGCUCUAAGCUUCACUAAUUAAGUGGACAAUAUAGCUACUUGAAGUAUAUGUCCAAUUGUGUAGGAUUUUUUAGGUAUUUGCUGAAACAAAUAUAUCAAAGUCAUAUCAGUUAGAUGCAUGCUUAUGAACGCCACGUGUAGAAUCAUACAUGCUGAUUCACAAGAUUCAGUAUAGAAGCGCCAUUUGCCCUAAUAAUUUGUAGUAUAGCAUUGUAAAAUUAGUACGUUAACUUUUCUCUGAGGGGCAGUUGCCCCUGCUGGCUCCCCCCCCCCCCCGCUCAACCCAGCCCUGUAUAUGGAACCGAUAACCAACAGCUGGCGUGUCAUAAAUGCAACUAUCUGAAACUCGAAAAGUCGGCGUUGUGUUUCUGAUGCACGGAACGUUGUUGAACAUUUAAAACGUGACAAGACCGCCUUUUCUUUGUCAAAACCGGCAUACGGAAGUAUAUUUUGUGCACUCUUAUCACGUUUUCCUUGACGGCACUACAGAUGAACAAAUUUUCCUUGUUCUAAAGCUGAACUAUAUAGCUUCGACUGUCAAUCUCUUGCCGUACCCACGAGUAAAUAAAACGCGCUGUGGAAACUUGCUUGAACGAUUUUGUUCGUUGCCAGUCAUUCGGGGAUAGAUCGGAUACAUCGUGCAGGGUUAACUUAUCCCUAGCUUAACACCUUGAAACUGCAUGUAAAUUGCUAUGAUGUAUCAAUCCACAUUCGACUAGCUUUCAACGAACGUUUCUUUUCCGAAAAGUCCCUAAGGGUUGUUCAUAUGAGAUGGGGCAGACCAGCUAGCCCAGCUAUCGUGGCAUGAAAAUAUUUUCCUAACCAUAAACGAUCCUUUGAAUGAACCUUAUACUGGAAUCAAACUGAGCUACAGUAAUUCAACUUUGAAAUGGCAUUUUGGAUGUCUAUGAAAGCCAUGAUAUGAUAAGAGGUUUAUUAAACGAAUCAUCCUUUUUAAGGCACGUUUACACGCUGCGAUUUGUCCGGCCGAUUCAGCUUUAAUUAUAAAUUAUACUGAUUUAAAAAAUACGCUGCCAACAUCACAGAAUAGGAAGGUAUACAUCACAGAAUAGGAAGCUAUACCUUCCUAUUCUGUGCCAACGUCAUCUGGUGACAUCGUCAACUGACGACAUUCGUCAUUAACAUUCGGCAAAACCUGAAAUCGGCUCGAUUUAAUUGCAGCGUGUAAACGUACCAGUCCCCUAGUGAACAUUGUUUGGCCUCAAUGUGUUUUGAUUGCGUGACUUCAGCCAGUUUCAACAAUCAAUUAGUAGUUUCGAUGUUCAAUUUAAUUUCAUGCCUGGUAGCUAUAAACUGGUACAAAGCAAUUAAAGUUAUUUGGAAAGUAAGAACUCUUUGCUGUUUCAACGCUACAUCAUGCUGUGUCGAGUUGAAUAGAAGAAUAAUGGGCGGGUCGUAAUAUAUGAAUAUAAUGCUCUAUCUCUUCGAGAAAAAAGGACUAUUUGUCACUCACUGGUCUUUCAGUGUUGCUAUACAGCAGUUGCCUGCGGUGGUGUGUGAUAAAGCCGUCAAACGGUCUAUCAGUUCUGAACUAUUCUUCCAGUAAGGGUCGUCUCUUAUUGAUCCAGUGUUACUACAGGAGCAAACCUGAACUAAAAUAACUUUAUUUAUAUACUGGAUAGUUCUAUCAGUUCUAAACUGUUCUUCCUAGAGGUCCAGUAAGAAUCAUCUCUUAUUGAUCCAGUGUUACUACAGGAGAAAACCUAAACUAAAAUAACUUUAUUUAUACUGGAUAGCUUUAUCAGUUCUAAACUGUUCUUCCUAGAGAUCCAGUUUGAUCCAGUAAGGAUCAUCUCUUAUUGAUCCAGUGUUACUACAGGAGGAAACCUAAACCAAACUAACUUGUUCUUUCUAACGUGUUCUUCCGAGUGGUACAGCAGUGGCAACUUCCUAAUUGCUCCAGUGUUAUUCGAGAGGAAAUGGGAGUAUCCGGAGAAAUGUGCUUGAUAUAGAGUAAAAACUGGGAGCACUCUUCUCACAUCUAAGUGAAAUCAUAGUCGAACAAAAGUUUGCCUUCAGGCAGAGGUCGAAUACUGGUCAACCGAGAUCACAAAUCUUGAACUGUCUUGAAAUAUAUUUGGAUAAGGCCUCACUGCCUUUCUUGGAACGUCCAAUCCCCUUAAAAGGCAUUAAUUCCUGAUUUGUUUAAAAAUAUAAGCCUCUUACGUGAAAUCCUACCUCUAUAUAAAUUCAACAGUCGCCGAAAUCAACUUCAGUGUUAAGCUACUAGAAAAACAGAUCAACUGAUAUUUUCAGAAAUUUUUUAUCCAAAUGUAAAUAUCUGACUCAGUUGUUGCCUUUCAGGCUGGUCUAGUGCAGUGUCGAUUUACUUAAAUAUCCUUGCUGAACUGUUUUUCCUUAGACAAGAAGGUACGUUUAAUCUUUAACAGUGUAAAUUUAUUUAUGUUGAAUUGCUCUGCUAAUUGUAAACGCUACUGGUCCCCAUAGAGAUCCAGUAAAUAAGGAUCAUCCCUUAUUGCUCUGGUGUUGCUACGGAGGGAAACCUAAACUAAACUAAGUUUAUUGAUACUGGGUUGCUCUAUCAAUUCUAAACUGUUCUUCCGGUAAGAGGUCCAGUAAGGAUCAUCCCUUAUUGCUCUGGUGUUGCUUCAGGAGGAAACCUAAACUAAACUAACUUUAUUUAUACUGGGUAGCUCUAUCAGGUCUAAACUAGUACUGUUCUCCCUAGAGGUCCAGUAAGGAUCAUCUCUUAUUGAUCCAGUGUUACUACAGGAGGAAACCUAAACCAAAUUAAGUUUAUUUAUACUGGGUAGCUCUAUCAGGUCUAAACUGUUCUUUCUAGAGGUCCAGUAAGGAUCAUCUCUUAUUGAUUCAGUGUUACUACAGGAGGAAACCUAAACCAAAUUAAGUUUAUUUAUACUGGGUAGCUCUAUCAGGUCUAUAAACUGUUCUUCCUAGAGGUCCAUUUAAAGCUAUCCCUUUAUUGUUCCAGUGUAAUUCGAGGAGGAAACCGGAGUACCCGGGAACAACCUGGAGUGUUUUGUGAACGAAACCGGAAGCACUCUACCCACAUGUGAUUGAACUAAAAUUACAAUCAUCCAAUUGUAUAUUGCUGGAGUUGAACCUCUGACACAGAGGUGACACUAAACGUUGAGCUACCCACCGCCCAUCUCUGAGGGUGUGGGUUCUACUCUCGCCACCCAGUGUUCUCCGGGUGUACUCCGGUUUCCUCCCGCAGGGAAAGGAAGUCAAGAGCAGUUUUAUAUUUUAAAAAGGAACUACAAUAUUGUUUAAUAAUACUCUACAGCUGUUUUUUGUUAAUUGGUUAUAUGACGUUCCAAAUAUUAAAAUGUUUUCAUUUCCCUAGACGAGUACGGUCUUGUUAAAAUCCUUGAAAUCCUCUAUCAGAUUAUUCCACAUCCUGGAAAGAAUUUAUAG